This is a messenger RNA of Sphaeramia orbicularis (orbiculate cardinalfish), 2723 nucleotides long. It is a transcript of the gene p3h2, whose product is annotated as prolyl 3-hydroxylase 2. Gene Ontology annotation, cellular component: endoplasmic reticulum. The record is from RefSeq and is a predicted model, not a curated record. Gene Ontology annotation, molecular function: iron ion binding; protein binding; procollagen-proline 3-dioxygenase activity. Gene Ontology annotation, biological process: collagen metabolic process. Lineage: Eukaryota; Metazoa; Chordata; Actinopteri; Kurtiformes; Apogonidae. The transcript is spliced from 15 exons. The coding region runs from base 328 to 2379 and encodes 683 amino acids.
AAAAUAUUGUUCAAGCGCAACUUUUCCAUGUGUAAGUCGGAUAAAGGCGGUCCACGGGACUCCCUGAAAAACCCCGUGGGUUCAGACUCAUUCACUUCUUGGAGAGGGGAGGAGUUUGCCAGAAACAGAGAAGGGUCACAACAAAACGUGCGCCCCCGACUGUAGACCCCGUGUGUCCGCCCUGCUCAGUGCCGUCCUGGAUGUCUCACUGACCUGGGUUCAGUGUAAAUGGACUUGUGGAUCCGCCGGGUCUGUUCUGGUCGUGACUGAGUGAGUGUGCGUCCUGAUCUCCGCAGUCGCUCCUGACAGUCCGAACCCGCGGAGAGGAUGGAUGGACCCCUCUCCCCGGCUGCCGUCUUGUCUCUAGUCCUGCUGACUGUCCUGUCCUCUUCAUCCUCAUCCUCAUCCUCUCUUGAGCCCUUCGACCUUUUAUAUGACAAUGCAGUCCAGGCCUUUUACAGCAGCGACUACCCCAACGUGGUGCGCUACAUGGAGGGCGCGCUCCGCAGUUACGCGGAGCUCCGGCGCACCAAGGUCCGGUGCCGGCUGAGAUGCCAGGACCAGCAUCCGUUUGAUGACACCUUCUCGGACCUGCGUUUCUUCGACGUGGUUCUCCGGAGAGCCGCUUGUAUGAACACAUGCAUCGAGGACAAACUGGGUGCGCAAUCCAUGCACAAAGUCAGCGAGGAUGUGGUGCAAGACUUCAACAGGCGGAUCCCCUACAACUAUUUACAGCUGGCUUAUCAGAAGUUGAAGCAGUCGGACAAAGCAGCGGCGGCAGCUCACACCUAUUUCCAGGCCAAUCCAGAACAUGUGGAAAUGGGCCAGAACCUGGAGCAGUACAAAGACCUGCAAGGGGUUCAGGAGGAACACUUUGUGGACCGAGAAGCCCGCGCCCACCAGCAUGCCUUCACAGAAGCAGUCCAGUUGUAUGACAGAGGUGAUUAUGAGGCGGCCAUCGCUCUCUUCGAGGAGGCUCUGGUGGAGUAUUUUAAGGCAGACGUGGAGUGUCGGGCCCUGUGCCAAGGGCCACAGAGGUUUGAGGGCCACGAUCAUGUCCGCUAUCGGUACAGCCUCCAUGAACUUGUAUCAGACCACUUCACUCAGGUUCUUCACUGUGAACAUGAGUGUGUUAGAGACCUCGCCACCCGACCGGGCCGCCUCUCCCCCAUGGAGAAUUACCUGCCUCUGCAUUACGACUACCUGCAAUUUGCAUACUUCCACAUGGACAGACUAGAGGAGGCACUACAGUGUGCUCUGACCUACCUUUUAUUCCAUGAAGGGGAGGAGUUUAUGACAGACAACGUGGAUUACUACAGAGAGAUGCUGGGACAUGACGGCAAACCACGAGAGGAGGUUGCCUGGUACCUGAGGAGGCACAAACAGGAAUUGGAGCUGCUUCUCAUCGGCAGCAAAACCAUGGGUGUUGAAUUCACCGAAGGGAAUUACUGGAGCAGCACAGGUGGAAGAGAUGACUCCAACAGGAUUCCCUCUGGUACUGAUGGCUGGAUGGAGUAUGUUCCCAUUUCAGAGAAGAAGAACAUUAAUAUAACUGCUGACCAACCACUCAAAGAAGGUGGUCCUCUGGUCUAUGACAGUGUGCAGCUGGUGCAGAACUCUGCAGCCUUGAACGGGACCCAGAGGGUUCUGCUGGAUAGUGUUAUAUCUGAGGAUGAGUGCUCCCAGCUCAGACACCUGGCACAUUCUGUGACCAUGGCAGGAGACGGUUACAGAGGAAGGAUGUCUCCACACACACCCAAUGAACGGUUUGAAGGAGCCACUGUCCUGAAAACCCUGCAGUUCGGCUACGAGGGCAGGGUGCCUCUGAGGAGCGCUCGUCUCUUUUAUGAUGUCAGUGAGCGAGCCAGGCGUAUUAUUGAGUCUUACUUCCUGCUCAACUCCACACUGCAUUUCUCCUACACACACCUGGUGUGUCGGACAGCCAUCACAGGCCAGCAAGACCACAGGAAUGACCUGAGCCAUCCCAUUCAUGCUGAUAACUGUCUGCUGGAUCCUGAAGCCAAUGAGUGCUGGAAGGAACCGCCAGCUUAUACAUACAGAGACUACAGCGCACUCUUAUACCUAAAUGGUGAUUUUGAAGGUGGAGAGUUCAUAUUCACAGAAAUGGACGCCAAAACAAUCACGGCGUCAGUGAAGCCAAAGUGUGGCAGGAUGGUGGGUUUCUCAUCAGGAGGAGAGAAUCCCCACGGUGUGAAGGCCGUCACCAGUGGGCAGAGGUGUGCUGUGGCUCUGUGGUUCACCUUGGACCCCCUCUUCAGAGAACUGGAGCGUCUUCAGGCCGAUGAGGUGAUCAUGGCACUGGACACACAGUCUGUUUGGGGUCAAGGCCUCAACAUCAACCCUAAAGAUGAACUGUAGAAACACAGCUUUAGCCUCAUCAAUCAAAUGCUUCUAUAUAAAUAUAUAUUUUAACUAUUUAUUGAAUGACCUUUGAUUUAGAACAAUUCUAUUUUUGUAAGAGCAAUAUUAAUAAUAUUGUCAUUUUGUUCUUGUCUGUACACACCAGUACUUGAGUUUACCUCUGGUUACAAUUAUCAGUCGUUAUUUAGUUUUUUCCAGUUUGAGCUGACAGAGCAGAGCAUUUUAUUUACACUGAGAUCAUUUCUAAUAUCACUGAACUGUGAAAAGAGGAAGAAAAGCAGCAAACGUGUUUCUGUUUGGGUUGUUUCUUUGACACUUUGUACAGUUUAAAAAAAAACAAA